Molecule: messenger RNA, 2162 nt
Organism: Cuscuta europaea
Lineage: Eukaryota; Viridiplantae; Streptophyta; Magnoliopsida; Solanales; Convolvulaceae
Source: the annotation of a GenBank genome assembly
UCAUUCGAUCCCUCGGCUCAAAUCAGUCUGUUGCUAGUUUUCCAUCUUUUAAAAAGUGUGGUUAAAAUGUCUCUCUUUCUCAUACUAGAGUCACUCUUAUUUGCAUGCUUUCUCUUCAGCAACUGUGAUGGUAGUGGUGACUAUGUUGUGAAUGCCACUGUAGUACGCAGUGAUCCCGGAGCUGUUUGUUUGACUGGAAAGCCAGCAUCCUACUACUUUGACCAUGGCUACGGAAGCGGAGUGCAAAAUUGGCUAGUCUAUCUUCCGGGAGGAGCAUGGUGCAACAAUCUUGAGUAUUGUUUGUCAUAUGCUACUAGUAGACAUAUCACCUUAGAUGCACCUCCAUACUCAUUUGUUGACAUAUUGAGCAACAAGAAAAAGGACAACCCAGAUUUCUUCAACUGGAAUAGGGUUGUGAUUCGGUAUUGUGAUGGCUCAUCAUUCACAUCAGAUUCAGAGAAAAUCUAUGAAUACAAGGGCACCCCCCUCUAUUUCAGAGGAGCACGGAUUUACAAGGCAGUUAUGCAAGAGGUGCUUCACAAGUUGGGGAUGAAAAUGGCGGAAAACGCUCUCCUAGUCGGUGGCUCGGCUGGAGGAGUUGCGGUUUCACUUCAUUGUGACGGAUUCCGCGAUCUCUUACCCAAGGCUACGAGAGUAAAAUGCUUUUCGGAUGCGGGAUAUUUCUUUCCUUCGAAAAAGUUCGCCUAUGCAGGAGAAGUUUUUACACCAACCUUCCAAAAACUUAUGGCAUUUGGAUCAAUUAAGGCGUUGCCGGAAGCAUGCACGUCAAGAUUAAGUCCACAUUUGUGCUUCUUUGCUCAAAAUGUGCAGGAACAUAUCAAAACGCCCAUCUUCUUCUUAAUGUCUGCUUUCGAUACAGUUCAGGUAACAUGGACCUUUCCAGGAAAUGAUACUAUAAGAAACUGUCUCGAUGCACAGAACUGUCCUAAUGAUAUUAUCAAAACCUUGCAAGACCUCAGGUCAGAAUUUCUGAGCGUAUUGCCUAAGCCAAGCCGUGCCUUAUCAAGAGGACUACUGAUUACAUCCCCUACAACACAUGAGCAACAAUCAAAUUAUAGAUAGAAUAAUGACAUGGUUGUAGAGGGGAGUAAUGAGACAAUUUCAAAAUUAUUUGGAGAUUGGUAUUUUGAUCGAAAAAGUGUUCAUGUAGUCGAUAAAUACCUUUGUCCAUAUAAUUGUUCCCUAAGCUUGGGUCCAAACAGCAAUCGAGCGUAUGAUAAGGCGCCACCUAGCUUCAACUGCGUAUGGGUUGUGAUUAUACUAUUGCUCAUUUCACUAGUUAUCGAGUUAGUAUAGUAAUAGAAAAAUUCUACUUGUAAUAGAAACAUUAUACAUGGAUAUUUGGCACACACUUAUGGGUAAUUAUUGUCCGUGCGCACAGAGAAUGUGCACACAGGCAACUCAUGCAUCAAUUGUUCGUGUGCAUAGAAAAUAACGUACAAAUGUGUGACAAAUGUGUAUAAAUUUUGUGUACACAUUACUGAUGGUGUGAAUUUCCUAUCAUGUAUGUUUGUAUUUUUAACUAGUUUUUAUUAGUUCUAGUUGUGGAAAUUACACAUUUUUGAUGUAAUACUUUGUUUUAAUAAUUAUUUGUAGUUUGUUUAGAUUAGGACUAUUCUGAGCUAAACAGGUCAAAGCUCAUCCAAGGGAUCAAGAUUGGACCUCAAAAGAUCAAGGAAAGUGCAAGGAGACAAGAAAGAUUUCGAUUUGGAAAAAUUACUCUUAUACCCGGUCGGGUAUAGGCAAUACGCGAUCGGGUAUUUGCUUGAUUCAGUUGUCCAAAUCAAAUCCGGGAACAAAGGAUCGUGGGAGCAAAUUUUCGUAAAGAUUUGUCACAUACCCGAUCGGGUAAACCGACAUACCCGACCGGGUAUGUCCAGAAAUGUGGCUUUCCGGGAAAUUUCCUAAGAUACCCGAUCUGGUAUCCUAUAUACCCGGUCGGGUAUCAGCCCCUGCAGCUCCCAAAAGCCUAUAAAUACACCCCUUUCCUUCACAAUAAAAUCAUCCCUUCUUCCAUACUCUUAAACUCAGUUUAGAAUAGCAUUUCUUUAUAUUUUUCUAGUUAUGUUUAGUCUCCAAAUGAGGAGCUAAACUUCCAUUUUUGGUGUUCCUCUUGAAGCUUCUUGAUUAUUAAGGUUGUG